AUGGAGCCGGUAGGCGGUGGCGGCGGCGACGGCUCCUCCUCCACAGAUCCGCGAAGCACCUACGUGCUGAGUAACCUUGCGGAGGUGGUGGAGCGUGUGUUUACCUUCCUGCCGGCCAAAGCGUUGCUUCGGGUAGCCGGAGUAUGCCGCCUGUGGAGGGAGUGUGUGCGCAGAGUGCUGCGGACCCAUCGCAACGUGACCUGGAUCUCCGCGGGUGUGGCGGAGGCGGGCCACCUGGAGGGACAUUGCUUGGUCCGCGUACUAGCUGAGGCGCUUGAGAAUGUUCGCAUCUUACCACAGACAGUUCUCUACAUGGCAGACUCUGAGACUUUCAUCAGCCUGGAAGAGUGCCGAGGCCAUAAAAGAGCGAGGAAGAGAACUACCAUGGAAACAGCAUGUGCCCUGGAGAAACUGUUCCCCAAGCAGUGCCAAAUCCUUGGGAUUGUGACCCCAGGAAUCGUAGUGACUCCAAUGGGAUCAGGUAGCAAUCGACCUCAGGAGAUAGAAAUUGGAGAAUCUGGUUUUGCCUUAUUAUUCCCUCAAAUUGAAGGAAUAAAAAUUCAGCCCUUUCAUUUUAUUAAGGACUCCAAGAAUUUAACACUCGAAAGACACAAACUUACUGAAGUGGGUCUCCUGGACAACCCUGAACUUCGUGUGGUCCUUGUCUUUGGCUAUAACUGCUGUAAGCUGGGAGCCAGUAACUACAUGCAUCGGGUGGUCAGCACUUUCAGCAAUAUGAAUAUCAUCUUGGCUGGAGGCCAGGUGGACAACUUGUCCUCGCUGACUUGUGAGAAGAACCCUCUGGAUGUUGAUGCCUCGGGUGUGGUUGGACUGUCAUUUAGUGGGCACCGAAUCCAGAGUGCCACAGUUCUCCUCAACGAGGAUGUAAACGAUGCCAAGACCGUCGAGGCUGCCAUGCAGCGCCUCAAAGCAGCCAACAUCCCUGAAGAGAACACCAUUGGCUUCAUGUUUGCGUGCGUUGGCCGAGGCUUUCAGUACUACAGAGCCAAGGGGAAUGUCGAAGCCGAUGCAUUUAGGAAGUUUUUCCCCAGUGUCCCCUUAUUUGGCUUCUUUGGAAAUGGGGAGAUUGGAUGUGACCGGAUCGUCACUGGGAACUUUAUACUGAGGAGAUGCAGUGAGGUGAAGGAAGAGGACCUGUUCCACAGCUACACGACCAUCAUGGCUCUCAUUCACCUGGGGACCACCAAAUGAGCUGCGGCUGCCAGGGGCUUUCACAGGAUGUAACUUUGGGGGUUUCUCUUUUUUUAGAAAAAUGGAAACUCGAGAUAAAAAUAUUUUAAACAAAACUAGCUAUGUGUGUUUUAUAGCUUUGAUGCUCUGAGAUCACUUGGGGAUGAUUUUUUAAUACACAGAUGAAGGACAACGUUGAUGCUGUGUGCAUACAAGUGAGGCUGGCUUUAGGGGCCAGCUAAGCCGAUGUGGCUCAACUGCACCAGCUGCUGGGGGCUUGAGGGAGGGCCGCCAGGAAGAUGGAGGUUAAGUAGUGGUUGAUGAACUUUUAGCAGAAUCAUGACUUAAUAGAGGAGAAAAUGAAAGAGUGAUUUGAGAAGGUGUAACAAAUAUUACUGACUUUUUACUUUUCUGAUAAAGAACUAUCUUUGAUUUGUUACUGUAUAAAGUUCUUUUUUGUGAAUUGGAGUUUUCAUAGUAAGGAGGCUGCAAGGGAACAGCCUUUAUCACAUAGUUCUGAAAAUCAUAUCACCAUAUUUUGGUUUUACACCAAUUAAAUAUACUUGAAAACCCA
Messenger RNA from Grammomys surdaster, 1765 nucleotides. RefSeq names its product F-box protein 22 (gene Fbxo22). Bases 1 to 1212 code for a protein of 403 amino acids. NCBI's taxonomy places the organism in Eukaryota, Metazoa, Chordata, Mammalia, Rodentia, Muridae. Gene Ontology annotation, biological process: regulation of skeletal muscle fiber development; positive regulation of proteasomal ubiquitin-dependent protein catabolic process; protein polyubiquitination. The record is from RefSeq and is a predicted model, not a curated record. The transcript is spliced from 7 exons. Gene Ontology annotation, molecular function: protein binding.